Messenger RNA from Hylaeus anthracinus, 5461 nucleotides. RefSeq names its product dipeptidase 1-like. The transcript is spliced from 9 exons. Gene Ontology annotation, biological process: proteolysis. The record is from RefSeq and is a predicted model, not a curated record. The coding region runs from base 464 to 1747 and encodes 427 amino acids. Gene Ontology annotation, molecular function: metallodipeptidase activity. NCBI's taxonomy places the organism in Eukaryota, Metazoa, Arthropoda, Insecta, Hymenoptera, Colletidae.
GUAUCAACGUAUCAGCAGCCAGUCGCCGGCUGCCGGGCCACGACCUCGCAUCUCGUCCGGCUCUCGUUCAUCCCCCGAGGUCUCGCGACCACGUUUCUGGCACUCGACCGCCCACUCGAUCGAGUGCACCCGGCUCCGCGAUCGACCACUCGACUCGCGAGCUGUGUGCUCCGCGUAUCGCGCGUCGUUUCCCAUCGUUCGCGACGUCGAGCAUCGUACAGUGACGGGUCGGAAGUUUUUCCAAGGGAAGAUUUCUUGUGCCGGUAUCGCCGAUAGUGAGGCUUAAUCUCGGACCAGUGCGACGUGGGGAACACAGCCGGGAGUACCAGUAGAGGCUGCAUCUGUUUGUUUCAUCUUUUCAUCGACUCGGAGGAUGGCGGAUGGGUGACAGACGUGGGAUCCGUGAUCCAGCGCGGGUUAAAGCUGUUUUUCGGCAACGGGGGAACCAUGUGAGGUUUCGACCAUGAGGUGUGGCGGUCAGAGCGGUGUCUGGAUAGCAAGCGUGAUCAUACUGUCAAUUGGAUGCUGGGUUGGCAAAGUUGGGCCACGACCAGUCGAUGGCGAGACUGCACACCUGACGUCGCCGAGGGAAAGGUUGGAGACCGUGCGACAGGUUCUUUCCGAGGUGCCUUUGAUCGACGGGCACAAUGACCUACCCUGGAACAUUAGAAACUUCGUCCACAACCAGCUGGCUGAGUUCGACUUCGACAAGGAUCUACGACAGGUCGCGCCCUGGAGCAAGAGCGCGUGGAGUCAGACCGACCUGGUUAGACUUCGCCAGGGCAUGGUUGGGGGUCAGUUUUGGGCUGCCUACGUGCCGUGCGAGUCUCAGCAUCUCAACGCGGUCCAGCUGACUUUGGAGCAGGUGGACCUCAUUAAGAGGCUCAUAGAGAAGUACUCGCAACACAUGCAGUUUGCUGCAUCUUCAAGGGAGAUCCUGGAGGCUCAUGGAAGGGGCAGGAUAGCUUCCCUGAUCGGGGUGGAGGGUGGACAUAGCCUAGGAAGUAGUUUAGCCGUUUUAAGGACACUGUAUCACUUGGGUGUACGGUACCUCACGCUCACGCACACUUGUAACACACCAUGGGCGAAAAGUUCGUCGGUGGAGGACGGAAAUGAGGACAAAGGUGGUCUGACGGAGUUCGGUAAAGCUGUGGUCCAGGAAAUGAAUAGGCUCGGAAUGCUGAUAGACCUUAGUCACACAGCGAGGGCUACCAUGAGGGACGCUUUAAAGGCCAGCAGAGCGCCCCUCAUUUUUUCUCACUCCUCGGCCUUUGCCAUUUGCAACUCCUCGAGAAAUGUUCCCGACGACAUUCUAAAGCAGCUGGCUGCUAACGGUGGUCUGGUGAUGGUGACAUUUUAUAACUACUUCGUGAAAUGUGGCUCACAGGCAACCGUCUCCGACGUCGCCGAGCAUAUUUACUACAUUAGGAACCUAAUUGGCGUGGACCACAUCGGCGUGGGUGGCGACUUCGAUGGGAUCAACAAAACACCCCGAGGACUCGAGGAUGUCUCGAAGUAUCCAGAAUUGUUCGCCGAACUCCUCCGAAGUGGGAAAUGGAACGUGCUCGACUUAAAGAAAGUCGCCGGUCUGAAUUUGCUGAGGGUCCUCCGACAGGUGGAACGCGUGAGGGACGACAUGAGAACCGCCGGAGUAACGCCAUCGGAAGUGUACCUUCAAGAUUCAUCUGGCACAAACAAUAACUGUGCGCUCGACAUCAACUCCGUGCAGAGGGUCAUGGAAGUUUGAUCGUUCUAUCAGUUCCCUUCGACCCCCGAUGGCGUUGGAGAACUACUUCUUCGCGAUCUCCCUGCCGUCCUAUUCUCGACAACGGACAUAAUUACGUCGGGGGUCAGGGAAAUCCGUGCGCGAUCGGAAGGAGGAACCUUCCCCCGUCGCUUGAUCCUUGCGCACUCUGUCCCUAUUAGAUGCUCAAUCAGGAUAACGUUAAAAUGGAAAAACCUACCUCGAACGAAGUCACGCGAACACGGUACACGGCUUCGAAUUUCUCAUUUGCUCGACAGUAGGUUUUCAUUAUCCAAAGCGCAGGCAGAAUUAUUUUUUAACGAACCUUUAAUGAUGGACACAAAAUCCUUUAUUGAAUUCUCACCUAUUUCUUACGAGAACAGAGCUAAUAUCGGCCAAGCGAUACGAUCAAUCAUGCAUAGUUUAAGACACGAGCUCGAACGAAAGAAAACGAUUACGACAAUAUAGAGGUCCUUUCUAAACCGUGGCACUCUUGUAUUUUAAGAGAAAAGUAUUGUGUGUGAACCCGGCUGUGUAUCUUCCUACGUCUUCCCCCUCUCCUCUCAUUGCACCGAAGAAAACACGUGCACCUUAGCGUCGAAAAUCAAGGAAUCAAAGCUGAGCACCCAUUAUCGAGCGAAUCGUUAGUUUACCUGAAAAAAAAUCGUUGUAAUCGUUAAUAAAAAGAAAACGUUUCGGAAGGAAAACAUAUCGGAUUUGAUAAAGAGUGUAUGUGCAAACGACAGACUGUUGUUAGCGCUGUAGAGCAAAAAAAAAAAAAAAUUAAUCGACCGUGUAAGAGAACAAAUGCCUUUCGCGAGGUGUAAAAGCCCUCUGACAGGGCGAGGCUAAUAAUUAGGGCAUACUAUCGACUCUUCGUCGACUUGUGUCGACUUGUGUUUUUCAAGCCUCACCUGUGGACCCCCUAGAAUUAAAUUAUUAAUUGAAACAGAUAUACCUGUGGUUUGCAUUUUCUCAAUUUAAUAUUCAAAUUAAAUUUAUUUUUUUGUCGAUUUAAUUUUUUUUUUUAUAUAUAUGUUUAUUAAAGGAUUUACAAAAGUACAUAUGUACAAAAAUUGAUAAACGAAGAAUCCCAUUUCUGAAUUCAUUCUAGUAGCAUAUAACUAAAUUGUCGUACGACUGAAAGUCGAUGGUUAUGCACUCAAAAUUAGCCUGAGUCAGUUACUCACCGGGAACGAACAUCAAUGAUGUAAUUGAAACAUGUGUGCGCACAGGGAUGGGCAGAAUGUCCUAUAAUAAUGAUUUGAAUAACUACUGAUUUGUAUCCUGUUUGUAGUUAAAUGUUUAAAUAUAUUUUUCUUGUUUCAAUUUAGAUGUUUGUCAGACUCGUGUGUAUAUUGCAUUAGCGUGAUGAUCGACAAUUAAAUUUUAUAUAAAUAACCUUAUCAUACAUUUUGUAUAUAUUAUUAUAUCGAUGAAUUUGUAAGUUUCUAAAAAAUGUACAAUAUAUAUACAUUGUUUUAUAAUCAAAUUUGUAAAUAUCUCGAUAAACAAUUUUGAAAGUAUUCGUGACUCUGAAAAAUGUACAUUGACUUAAUUAAUUUAUUUACUUACAAACAUCUUGAAGAUCAUACCAUACUAAUACCAUGUACACAUGACCCGAAACAACAAUUUAUUUUGUAUUUAAACUGAAUAUGUAUGAAUAUUCUUUGUUAAUUGAAUACCGAAUAAUAAUGUAUUUGGUGUUCGUAAACACAACAAAAUAUAAUUUAAUAGCUAAUAGAAAUUUGAUAUUCAAUUGCCACAAAAUAUAGUACUUCGAGUUAUUCGUCAUUUAUUCUAAAAUAUGCAUAUACAGGGUGUCUACGUGUAAGUUCGGACAUACGCAGGGUGUCAAUUCUACAAGAAAUUUCCAACAAAAAAUUACUCUUACACAUUUUCUUUGCGUCGCAUUAUUCUCGAGAUAUUUUCACUGUUAAUAUUUUUUCUGUGUUUUUGACUUGACACUCUUUAAACGGCCAUAACUCCACCAAAUUACAGUGCAAACUUAAAAUUAAGUAUACCAUUCGAAAGAGCAGUAAAUUUCCCAUCUCCUGAUGGCAAACUAAAAUUUAUUACGUAGAUUUAACAAGUGAAAAAUUAGGUCAAACUGUACACUGUGAAAAUUUUAAAAAAUUUGACUUUUUCUGUAUUCGUUUUUCGGUUUCAAAGACGUAGUUGUUUGGCAGGCACUCUUCGGGAAAAACUUCCUCGAAGUCUCAGCUUUGGAAUGGUAUUGUAAAAAAAAAUUGUGCGGUGGUAUUUUAGGGAGAAAAUGACGUUUAAAUGCAGAAAAGCGUUCAAAAUGCUCGCCUCCUAAAUCAAAACUUAUCGUUUUUCCUGCCCCGAAAACAUUGAUUUUUUGCUUUGUGAAAUCAAUCGUGUUCCAAUCUCCAUAUCAUUUAUCGAUACACCGAGGUUGAUUUUGAUUAAAUAGUCUCUAGAAACGAAAAUUCUAUGGACACAUGUUCAAAAACAAUUAUUAUUCACCUCGCAAUCAGGCUCUACACACGGCUGGGAGAGAUCUGAGGUGUCAAAAAAUCAGUUCUUUUCUCAAUUGGGAAGGCUCGGGAGUGACACUAAAAAAUACAUCAAACUCGAUGUCAAGUUGAUUUUAAAGUGACAAGUCGAUUUUUGUUGAAAAAUAUCGAUUUUCACCUAAAAACCCACGUUUUAUCUGCAUUUAAACAUAAUUUUCUCCCUAAAAUACCACCGUACAAUUUCUUUUGACAAUACCAUUCAAAAGCUGAGGCUUCGAGGAAGUUUUUCCCGAAGAGUGCCUGCCAAACAACUACGUCUUUGAAACCGAAAAACGAAUACAGAAAAAGUCAAAUUUUUUAAAAUUUUCACAGUGUACAGUUUGACCUAAUUUUUCACUUGUUAAAUCUACGUAAUAAAUUUUGGUUUGCCAUCAGGAGAUGGGAAAUUUACUGCUCUUUCGAAUGGUAUAUUUAAUUUUAAGUUUGCACUGUAAUUUGGUGGAGUUGUGGCCGUUUAAAGAGUGUCAAGUCGAAGACACAGAAAAAAUAUUAACAGUGAAAAUAUCUCGAGAAUAAUGCGACGCAAAGAAAAUGUCUAAGAGUAAUUUUUUGUUGAAAAUUUCUUGUAGAAUUGACACCCUGCGUAUGUCCGAACUUACACGUAGACACCCUGUAUAUCUUUGAUACUUUUCCACUAAGAGAUAAUUCGAACUCAACCAUCCCUGUACGCGUGUUUCUCGAAUCGUUAUGCCGGGUGUAAUCUAUCACAUGUACGCACCCAAAUUUUCCUCAACAAAACGCAUCAUCUAAAGUCUUCGACGCGUCACCGGAAAUUGCUAGGAUUAAUACAUUCCAAACCGACGAUUCAGCCUAUGAAGUCAUGCACCAUACAAACUGCAAAACUGUUGAGUUGUUGGAAUAGUGUUGCAACAAUAUAUCGGUCUCGAAUGUGUUAAUCGAAACGGAAUAUUCUGGCGAAAAAUCAACUCGGCGAUUUCCGCGUGUACUCGUCUACCUAUCUGUGUCUCGUGUGCACUUAUUAAGUGAUCCGUGCGAGUUGAAACUUCGAAAAGAAUUAAUAAGUAUUACUACAAUGAAACGGGGAUGAAAGACGAAGCCAACUCGCAUGGAUUAUACCCGACUCCCAUGUACGGAGCGGGUAAGAAACUUUAGAAUAUCAACAAAUUCCGUUGUACCUUCGCAGCGGAUUCUAUGAAUAAAUGUUUCUAUUGUAUAC